This is a messenger RNA of Asterias rubens (European starfish), 3304 nucleotides long. Its product is annotated as adhesion G protein-coupled receptor E3-like. Gene Ontology annotation, molecular function: G protein-coupled receptor activity; zinc ion binding; nucleic acid binding. Gene Ontology annotation, cellular component: membrane. Gene Ontology annotation, biological process: adenylate cyclase-activating G protein-coupled receptor signaling pathway; cell surface receptor signaling pathway. The coding region runs from base 1 to 3036 and encodes 1011 amino acids. The transcript is spliced from 24 exons. NCBI's taxonomy places the organism in Eukaryota, Metazoa, Echinodermata, Asteroidea, Forcipulatida, Asteriidae. The record is from RefSeq and is a predicted model, not a curated record.
AUGCUUCGACUCACGGAGCUGGUAUUUCUUUUGGCCACGAUCAAAUGUAAUGUGACUGCCACAACCGAAUCAAUUAUCCCAACCUACCACAACCCAACUUCAACUACCAGCCCAACUUCAACUAAACAAUUAACCACUAUCAACCUAAAUGCAACCACUACCGACACAAAUGCAACUACUGCCUACCCAAAUGCAACCACUAUCAACCCAAAUGCAACUGACCAGUUAACCACUAUCAACCCAAAUGCAACUACUGCCUACCCAAAUGCAACUACUAUCAACCCAAAUGCAACUACUGCCAACCCAAAUGCAACUACUGCCAACCCAAAUGCAACUACUGCCAACCCAAAUGCAACUACUGUCAACCCAAAUGCAACUGACCAGUUAACCACUAUCAACCCAAAUGCAACUGACCCGUUAACCACUACCAACCCAACUGAUCAUCAAUCUACAAGUGACCAAUCAACGGCCAUGUAUCAACCUACAACUGACCAAUCAACGACAAUGUAUCAAUCUACAACUGACCAAUCAACGGCCAUGUAUCAACCUACAACUGACCAAUCAACAACCAUGUAUCAAUCUACAAGUGACCAAUCAACGGCCAUGUAUCAACCUACAACUGACCAAUCAACGACCAUGUAUCAAUCUACAACUGACCAAUCAACGACCAUGUUUCAAUUUACAACUGACCAAUCAACGACCAUGUAUCAAUCUACACCCCUUGUCGAGUCAACCAACGAAAUGACAACAGCAGCUCCACCAUAUUUCUGCGGGGGACCAGUGGACACUUUUGAGGACGCCAUCAAAUGCAGCAGCAGCAGUAACGUCAGCAGGAAUAACAGCAUUGGUGUGGACGAGGCUCCUGGGAAGCUAACAGCUGACCAGAAAGUCGCUCUAGAAGACUUCCUUACGAGCAUUGCGUCUCUACCUACGAAUACACGGCUGUCAAAGAGCGAGACAGAUAGCGUCGCUACGAAUGUUCUGUUCGCGUUUUCAAAGCUAACGGAACCUGAACAGACUUUGUCAACUGAAAAUGAGAUGGAUGUAGUGUCUGACACAGAAGAUGCGAUGAAGGUUUUGGCUGGAACUUUAGCGCCUGGCAACUGCACAACGCUCACAAAACAACAAAACAGUGCUGACUUAUGCAGCUACCAGACUGUAGACGAUCUUAAAGCAUUUGAAUUUGUCCAGGAAGUGGAAACUUCUGCCUCAUCAUCCCAGGAUAGCCUGGAUGUUGAUUUCAGUGACUUUGACCUACUUCCUGAUGAUGGGAAUUUCACUUUGGUGGUCUUGAGGAAAGAGAAUAAUCUGAACAGAACAGUUUUCCUGAACAAAACAGAGACAGAAGUUGCUUACAACGAGACGACUCAAGAAGUGAACAGCGCCCUCUUGACCUUCUCGCUCUUUGUUGAAGGCAACAAGACAUCGGUGCCCGUUACCUUCCGCCUUCAGCACAUUGAAGAUACUGGCACAGAAAUACGUACCAUUGAUGAUACAGCAUUUUAUGAGGUCAGAACACCCAUAUGCACAUUUUGGAACGAGAUUAACGAAACAUGGUCAUCUUGGGGAUGCAAGACGGUAUUCUCGACAACAAAUUUCUCGAAAUGCGACUGCAAUCAUUCAACAAACUUUGGGAUUCUUAUGGACAUUAGUUAUAAGGAAACUAAGAUUCUACCAGAAAUCACAGUCUUGGGACCUCUUGACUGGCUUUCUUAUAUUGGCGUUGGGGUGUCGAUAUUAGCACUGGUCCUCCAACUCACUAUUUACAUCUAUUUAUGGACGAUGUUGCAGUUUGAUCGUAUUUUCAUUCAUACUAACCUAGUUGUAGCUCUCUUGGUGGCUCUUAUCUUAUUUGUUGGCGGUGUUGAUCUUGGAAAUGGAAACCCGGUUGUCUGCAAGAUCAUCGCCCUGUUUCUGCAUUACUUCUACCUAUCGGUCUUUGGUUGGAUGUUGGUAGAGGGGGUGCAUCUCUACAUGAAGGUGGUCAAAGUCUACGGCAGUGAGAACAUUAAGAUGUACCGCUACAUUCUCAUCGGCUGGGUCGCUCCGGCCGUAAUAUGCGCCAUAUCUUUUGGUGCAAACAACGAAGGAUAUGGAUCAAAGACAGCUUGUUGGCUUGUGGGGGACAGUGUCUUUUCAUUUAUAGUACCAGUCAUAGCAGUUGUAAUGUUCAACAUGAUUGUUUUUACGAUGGUGAUCCGGAUCAUUAUGAAAUCAGCUCGGUUACAUCAAGAGAAAAACUAUGACCACAUCAAAUCUGGCGUGAAGGGCGCCCUCGUUCUCAUGCCCAUCAUGGGAAUGACGUGGCUCUUUGGACUGCUAAAUUUCUAUGGCGACGGAGAGGUUUUCGAGUAUCUCUUUAUCAUCUUCAAUUCUUUCCAGGGACUCUUCAUCUUUCUGAUCUAUUGCGUAUUCAACUCAGAGGUCAGAGCAGCAUUUGUGCGUAAACGAAACAAGCGUCGACAGGUGAUGGCACUUGACUCCAGGAUCUUACCCAUGCAGUCAAAGGUGACAGAAACUGAGUUUUUACCAGACCCUAGCAUACAAAUUGAAGAUGAUGGUCUCGACCACGAACCUGAAAACGUCCCUGAAGAAGGCAUGCCAAUUGCUGACAUUUGCUUCAGCUGCAGACUGUCAGGGCACUGGUCCAAAGAUUGCCCAUUUAACAUUGACGCUGGACUCUCUAGAAUCAAGCCUAGAGUGAGACAAGCACAGUCUGUCGAUAUCGUCGAACUCAGCAGGACAAGCACUCCAUCCUGCUGUAGCUCAAUGGAACUCCCUGGUACUCCGUCACCUCCACCAGUGUCGGUGGAACCAAGCGAACCAGAUGAACCUGUCGCUACUCCCGAACCGAUCGAAUCAAAUGAACCUGUCGCUAGUCCCGAACCGAUCGAACAGGAAUGCCUGAUAACACCUCCAGUCAGUCCAGUAGAGGCAUUAGUGCUAGCUCCAUGUCCUGCCCUCAAACCACACAAAAACAUCUCUAACAAGAGUGUUUUGCCGAAAAAUAAAGUUGAGGCGUGGAAAUACUGGUGAAGAAUCACGUAACCCACACAAGAGCCACUACUACCUAAAAUAUUAUUUGUUUUAUUAUGGGGUCGCUCAGUUUCAUGACAGAAUCUGAAUGAAAAUAAAGUUGUUAUGACUGCCAAUCCUCCAGAAAAAGUUGUUCACCUUACUUGUUAUAUAUACAGAAAUGUUUAGCAAUAGACCCCUCUAAAGUGUUUCUUAACAGUUAAAAAAAAUUAAAUCUUUAAAAAUUAUGUUAAAUACUUUCAGCAUUAAAGACACUGGACACGAUUGA